Porites evermanni is the source of this 18385-nucleotide messenger RNA. The record is from the annotation of a GenBank genome assembly. NCBI's taxonomy places the organism in Eukaryota, Metazoa, Cnidaria, Anthozoa, Scleractinia, Poritidae.
AUGUUUAUAGAAGAGAUCAGUUCUGGUAAGUUACAACGCUUGGAGUGCACGUGCAAGGGUUAUGGGGCGGGGGGUGGGGGUGUCAUGACAACACCACACCCUGAACUUCUGUUAUCUCUAUACCGAAUACCGUUUUCUUUCCCACUAUACAGGAUCCUAAUCCAUGUCCAUAUUUUGGUCAAUCUCGCUUCUCGAGUAAAUAAGUAAAUAAAUAAAUAAAUGAAAUAUGAUUUGGAGAUAGCACAUUCACAAAGGGGUUCUUUGUCUACCUGAUUCCUGGUCAAAUUGGAAUUUGGAAAUGUCGGUCUUUGAGGAGAGGGGAAAACCGGAGUACCCGGAGAAAAUCCUCUCAAAAAAAAGGAGAGAACCAACAACAACCUCAACUCACAUAUGGCUUCGAUGCCGGGAUUUGAACCCGGGCAACAUUGGUCGGAGGCGAGCGCUCCCACCACUGUGCCAUCCUUUGCUCCCCAGUAGAGUAGGGGUCAAAUCCUGUAUUCCAUCAAGAAAUUUGGUGUUCUUCCAAAAUCCAGUUGCAUAAUUUUAAAUACAUGGUAUCUAACAUAUUUAAUCAGCUAACAUGUGAGUUUCAGGCCAGUUGAACUCUAUAUUUUUACUUUGGAUGUUGGCGGUUUAUGUCUCUUUGAUAUUCUUUAUGAUUAUACUUAGUACUGCCUUCUUGUGCCAUGAUGAUAGAAUAAAAGGUUGGCAAAUAUAAAAUGCAACUGCAUACAGCUAUUUUGAGAAAGGUUGUUGGAAAAAGUGCACAUGAGAAUCCCGAAAGGCAUUGAGGGUAGUUUGGAGUGAACUGUUCUUCAAAGAAAUUUGAAAGAAUGCACUAGAGGCCAUGGACAUGUGUUUGCGAGUAUUAAUGGAAAGCAACAAAAGGAGGUUUGACAGCUACAGUCAUUUGGAACAGUGUAUUGAUCAUAUCCCGUAUUACCUUUUGGGAUUGUCAACUGCACAUUUUUCCCACAGCCUUUUUCAAAAUAGCUGGAUGCAAUGAAUUAUGAUGUGCUCUGCAACUUUGCUUUUAGGAUGUUUAAUACAUCAGUAGAUUUUAGGUCAAUUAAAGGGGCUAUGUCAUGGCAGUCCUGUUCAUUUUGUUUAAUUUUGCCAAUCACUCGCCCUCAAUGAAUCACUAUGGAACUUAAAGUAAGCAAAGAAAUUUCAUGUAAACAACAAAAUCAGAAAUUCGAGACGAACAAAUAUGUCUCCUGAGCAUUAUUUUUGAAAUUGCAAACAGCAGAGAUAAACUUUGAAAAACUGUCAGGCUGAACAGCUUUCAAAAACCCUAAUUUCAAUCCGUUUCAAUCUUCUUCAGUUUUGCCCAUCCAUGGAAUCUGUUGUAUCUGUUGUGUUAUUUCAACCUUCCUUUAAUGUGUUAAGUGGUUGUUUUUAUGUUCGAGAAUUAAAUUGCCCGUAAAACAUUAUACCGAGUUAAAGCACUGAGUCGAGGAAAUUAAGGGAAUGAAAACGAAAUGGUCCAGUAGACAAGUUGAGAGGUCCCCCUAAGUGUGUAAUAUGGAAGUGUAGUGACAUAAAGGACCCUUCACUUUUACUUGCAACAUAAAACCCUUGGAAGCAAAACAGACCUUUCAGGUAUUAGCUCCAGCAUUUUUACCAGAUCUGGUCGAAGGCAAGCUCUUUUCUAAACAUAUAACCUUCUCCGUCAACAAUUUCCAUGGUGCUUUAUGGCUAAAAGUAACCAAAGUUUCAAUCGUGAAAAAUUCUUGUCCUGGACAUCAGUUUACUGUGAAGAUCUUAGAGGAAGACAGGGAUUUUUCGAUAGCUCCAGGACAAGUACGUCCAAUCAAGAUACUUUUGGAUUACAAGAAUAGAAAGGAAACAAUAAGUGAAGAAGGUGUUUGUUCUAAAAUAGAAUUGAUCUUGAAGAUAAGCACCAGUAAAGGCCAGGAUCAAAAGUUGGCAAUAAACCUGAGGUCUCGUAAACUCAGUGAAUCAUUUUUGUUCACUUUUUUGGAUCAUGAUGGCUCUGUUCAGCAUGGUGCGGCAAUUGCUCCUUUGAAAGGAUGUGAUUCUGGAAUUUGUCCUGUUUUAUUGACUCUACAUGGAACAAGUAUGGUAUCAGUAUAGUUCAUGCACAUGUAUGCGCAUAUAUAUAAAUUAUUACUGUCAAUACAGCGUGAAAUUCUUGGUUCUUUUAAUAAUCCACCCAGCUGCGGAUAUAUUAGGUCCCUCUGCUUAUAGGUCCAUGUACAUGCAAAAUAUUGAACAAUUAUUGGAUGAGGUUUUUGUGAUAUCAGGAGUAAUCAAGGUUGAGGUAAGUGUUAUCAGCUGACUACACUACGGCUCGGCUGAUAACACCACUUACCAAGACCUUGAUUGUUUUGAAUCAUUGUUUUUUUAUACAUUGUUUUGAAGAAAAUAACAACAAACACACCAUCACAAGGAACGUGAAUUGAUAUUGUUACUGGAAAUCAUGCAUUGCACUUGUAACCUACAGAUUAGUCAGUUGUCUGCUAGCAGAUAACUAACUAAUCAGUAGGUUGCGCUGAUUUCCAAAAUUACCUGUAGGCUCUUAGCCAAUGAGAAGACAGUUUUAAAAUGAGUGUUUUGAGCAAUGUAUUUCUUACCAGUUCAAGGAAUUCCCAAAGAUCAGUAGAAAUCUCUUUCUUACAUCACUUUUAAACUGACCCAAAGAUAAGCUCCCCCAUUUAUCAUGUUGGAGAGAAAUUUGAAUGCCACUUCCAGUAAUUCGUUGAGUCUGUAAGGGUCCUGAACAAUGAUCUUUGCGCUGCUUCACAGAUUUCGCUAAUGAGGGUUAGAUUAUGUCUUUGGUGCAGGCUACAUGGCUCAAACCAAUGUUAGAAGGAUUGAUUUGUACAGAGUAUAAAAGUGCAAGGUGGUGCUCAUAUCUUACCACCAAUUUGCACUAACAUGCUGAUAAUUUUUGGCAAAAAAGCAUUUUUAGUCUUACCCUUUCCAAUUAUCCCAACAGGUCCCAUAAUAAUAUAAUAUUAUUUCUCAAGUUAAUCUUUGUCAUGUACCGGUAAUCAUUUUUUCACUCCAUUCUUGCAUACAGUUUACUACUGUUUUUAUUAUUUUCUCUAGCUGUCCCUCCUCAGAAUCAAGCAGACAGUUACAAGCGAAUGGAGAAUGGCAAGUGGGUGUUUGGCAUUGAACAUCUUUGGCUUCUGGCUCCUACCAGGCAUGGGGCUCAUAACUGGGAAGGGCCAGGAGAGCUAACAUCAAUGAUGGCCUUAAAGAGCUUAGCCAAGCUUAUAAAAGAUGCUCCUUGGAUUGGUCCUCAAGCAGAUCUUGACCGCAUCAUCUUUGCUGGACACUCCAUGGGUGGGCAUGGGGCAUGGUAAAUUUUUUGUUUAAUACAACAUUGAUUGUAUUCAGUUUUUGUGCAUUUAAUUUUGUUUUAAUAUCCGAUGGUCAAUAUGAAUUUAUGUAAUUGAAAAUAUAUACCCUGUCAGGGCUGUCAUGAAGAUUUCAAGUUUCAGUGUAUGUGCAAUUAUUAGAAGGCAGGAAAUUGAACAGCCUUGAAUUUGGUUCUCCAUGUAUUUUCCAUUGGUCUUUCAUGAAAUUUAGCCAGAGGUCUUGCUCAUUGUUACUGGUGGUAAAUACUUGGCUCCCAGCCCUUUGUUAGUGACAUCCCUGCUUGUUUUAGGGAAUACAGUGAUGUCCUGUAAGUGACUGCCCAAAAUGCUAAGACCUAGUGGCUGCUAGUAGUUGCUUAGAAAUGGUCAUUUAGGACAGUUAGUCAAGACAGCAGAUACCUAUUUUAUUACUGGACUAGCAUUUUGGGGUUAAGUUAUCAUCCCGUCUAUUCCACCUUGGACUUGGUAACUAGGACAAUACAUCAUUUUCUUGAAAGGAGUUUUAUGGCAUAGUAGGUUUACAUGACUUUUGUAUAUUCAAUAAAACCUUCCUCAGGGGAAGAAUGAAGUGCAUAUUUUCAAAUGAAACUGUUGAUGGUUUUGUGGGUUGGGAUGGGGGGUGGUGGAGGGGGUGGGAAGUGAAACUCAAACACUUGGUUUUAAAAUUUAAUAAAAGUCCAUCCAUUUCAUGACAUUAAUUUAAUAAUUCUUCACCAAAAGUAUUGAGAGAACAAAACAUUAACAUCAAUGUUGUGACAUACUAGUGCUCUAAUUCUAUCACUGAGUUGAUAGAUCUUAUGUAUUGUCUAGUUCCUUAUUUCACCAUGACUAUAAAUUUAUAUUAUUCUUAACUGAUUUUGCUCUAGUCCUAACAAAAUAGUGGCAUAUGCAAAAUUCAGUGUUUGAAUUUUUUUUCAUUUAAAGUCAGUUGAUAAAACCAAAGUUUUUGUGUCUUCCUCGGCGGAAAAGUAUAGUUUUGGUACAACUCAUUAUUUCUUUGAAAGUGAUGUUGUCAUGUUUUCAAACUUCAUUAUAAUAUUACAGAUGUGUUUCCUCAUUAGGCAUCUUGGUACCCACUAUCCUGACCACGCCCUGGCUCUAGUGUCUGCUGCUGGUUGGAUCAAAAAAGAAGAUUAUGGUGAUUCUAACUUGUUUUUUCGCCAUGAUAUCAGUACAAGUCACACCUCGCCAGCUGUUAAAGCCAUUUUGGAGGUGUGCAUUGCAGAAAAUGACCCAGACAAACAUGUGUCAAAUUUACAUGUAAGUAACAGCAGCCUGUAUAUGUAAUGGCUGGUUACAUUUUUCCUCAAUAUUUGUGAGAUAUGAAGUUAUCCUUUACACAUCUAGGAUUACUACACUUAAUGUUACGAGGGCUCGAAGUUAACUCUUUAGUGCACUUGCAGAGUUUUUCUAGUAAGAUUUUUUCCACUAGCAAACUGGUGAGACCACUAUAUAAGCAAAUUCUUUUGCUUUGUUUGGGAUGAUUCAGACUAACUCGCAAAUGUUUGCUAGUAGAUAUUUUUCUCACUCACAGAUUAUCAUUGAAAAUCACUCGCAUUUUGCGAGUUUGUGAGCGUUAAUUGCAAGCCCUGGUUACACUAAAAUUUAGAGAAUCUGCUGUGACUAGCUAUUUGACUGAAAGCUACUAAGCUUGGCUCUGAAUAAAAUUCCAGGUCACUAUUCAAGUGAAAGCUGCUAAGCAGUUUUUUUAAUCAUAAUUAUGCAUUAUAAUCAAACAUCUUUGCUUCUGAGAGAGCUCUUUCGGGGGGUAUGAGUGCGGGCUCAUUUCCCGAACAGUGGCUGGUAAUCGAGCCUAGUUAAAAAAGUAAUAUGCUUUAAUAAACAACUAUUUAUCUCUGCUCCCGUCUAAGGUGGCUCUUGUGGAAAGGUUUGACAUAUGUCUAUAAAACCUCAUUAGUACUGUCAAUUUGUCAUGUAGGGAAUACCAAUUAUGAUACGCAUUGGUGCAGCUGAUAAAACAGUGCACCCUUACUACAGUCGUCGCAUGUUCCGACUCCUAAGGCAACAAAGAACCAAUGUCACCUACUCAGAGUUACCUAAUAAGGAGCAUUGGUGGUGGGAUACAUACAAGACUAAUGAUGGAGGUGUUGUUAAUGACCCUGUCAUGAGGAAGUUUGCUGUUAGCCAUGCCAAGAAUGCUGGAACAUAUGCUUCAGCACCAAGUAAGAACAUGAAUGUUUUCUUGUGUUAAUAUAAUUGUUUUUUAGUUGCGGGAAGUAUCCAUUUUUACUUGUCAAAAUUUACUGUGAAAUGCAGUUUGUUGUCCAGAUUUAUUCUAUGCUGUAACCACCCUAAAGUGUAAGUGAUUGGAGAUUCUUGUUUUUGAUUUCUAGUUUAAAUUCUUACAAAUCAUUCUUACAAGAACAAGUGACAGGAAUGAGAAAUGAUCCUGGCAGUCUGGGUUAAUAUUAGGCUGAUUUAGCAACAGAAUUGGAAUGUCAGUUGACAAUGAGAAAGCGCACGGAGAGGACUAAACACAACUUAUUCCAGUGUGCAUUUGCUGCUUUGCCAUUGGUCAAGCCAGUUGUUUGAUUUGUAUGUGCCGUCAUCAACAGACAUUCCCAUUCUGUUGCUAAAUCAGUAUAUAAUCUUGCAGCCCCCACUGGUCUCUGGUGACUUGCACUGGCUCUUGCAUGACAAGAAAAUCUAGCUGGACUCCGUGACCUAACGUUCUUUUUGAGCCCUGUCUUGCAGCCAAUCCAUCCUUAAAGCAGUUUUGCAGUUGAAAUCCAGAAAUUAUGUUUGUCUUACUUUCAGCACUAAUUAUUUAUUCCAUCACACUGAUGUUUCAGCUUGCCACUCAGAUAGAAAUGGGGAAUGUAGUGAUUCUGUUGGAACUGAGAAAUACAAAUAUACAAAAGGAACUGUAGAUAGAAACAUUGCAGGGAAUGGAAAGUUCCGACUUUCUGUCUACAAUCCAGUCGCAAGUACAGGUAAAGAGGUGAUGAAGGAUGGACCUUACAUGCAUGAUGCCAAAUAGGGUCAAUUAGUUUUGGUCUUAUAGUUUAAUUAUCAAACACAAAAAACUUCAUCUCAUUGGCCAAAAUCCAGACACCAUGAGCUGGGUUAAAAUAUUGAGAUACUGCUAAAACCUUUUUAGACCAUCUUAACUCUUUCACUGCCAAAUGUGGCCAAAGGCAAAUUUCGACCAAAUUUCCACAUUUCAUUUUCCAAAAUUUUGACAAACAAAUAGCAUCAUGUGACAGUACAUGCGGAGAGCUUUCAUUUGAAUGGUCACAUCAUAGGACUUCGUCUGCAGACUCAAAAGUUAGAGUCGCCUGACAAAACUCCAUCAAGUACUCUGGUAGUGAAGGGGUUAAAGGUGUCUAAAAUAGGAUGAAAGACUGUUUCAAGUGUUUGAUUUAUGUAGAAGAAGAAGAAUAAGUUAAUAACGUUCUAGAAUUCUUAAGGCUUGAUAUCUACAAAAAAAUUCUCCAGACUAAUCUUCAUACAUUUCUUAAAGAAUUUGUUGAGAGAAUUUGAUAAAAGAUCAAAGAAUAUUCCCCUCACAUGGUGAUCAUUUUAUAAAUUCUUGCAACCUCUAGUCCUUGAUUUUGUAUUGAUAUUGUUUGGAGAAAGUUGAUUCUGAUCACUCCUUUUUUCCCCAGGAUUAAGAGGUGUACGUAUUAUGCAACAGAUUAUCCCUUUCCGCUCAAGUACAGUACUGUAGGUGAAACUAAGGUUAGUACAACAGUACUGGUGACUUUUACACCGAUCCGAGACGGAGUUUCUCGGACGAUAGAGAGGACAAUACACCGUUCUUGCCAGUCAAGUUUAACUACCGUUAGUUCACCCCAUGGAGAAGGAUCUUAGUAAGUUUUCACUUUACUGUUAUUGAAGCAAUGAAGACUCAAUGAGGUGCACUCAAUGGGUCAAAAAUACAAGGUUUAUUUAUAAAAAAAAUAUAUCAGAGUGUCGAGUACAGGGUAUUGAUAAGAAUUUUCCAAUUUCCCCAAUUUUUGGGCAUUCUUCAAGACUGUGCUCUAGCAGCCCCCAGUGGCCCCUGGCACCUAAUUUUCCUCCUGGGCAACUAGAAAAUCUCAGAAUUUCCAUAGACAUCAUGUGUUGGGCACCCUGGAUUUCACAGGUUCAGAGAACUGGGCUCUCUUCAUUUUUCCUUAGAGCACAGCCUUGUGUAUAUAAGGUCUAUUGGAGCUUCAGUGUGAGACAAUCUGGCCUUACAGAAACAAAGCCUGUGAAGAAUGAUUGGCACAUCAAGCUUGCAAAUUAUGCAUUUUUUUACAUAUACAAGUCUUACACAGAAAAUGCAAGUAGAAAUGCUUGCACAAGAGACCAAUGAGUAGUUGAUUUUCAGGGGUACUUUCACCUGAGUGACAUGACUAGUUUUGUAGCAAGUGAUUUAACUCCCAUGUAUGGCGUGACUCCAGCAUAAUUUUAUCCAAUCAGAAGUCAGUAUUCAUGCAACUUGUAACAACCAGAUUUGUCGCUAUACGGGUUUAAACGUGGGUGGUAAAAUAUGCAACAUGGCCGUUCAACUUGUUUUGCCGCAAUGUUGCAAAACAAGUUACACGUUUAUGUUGCCCGUUUUACCGUAGUUUAACUAAGCCAUACCUGAAAUUCAUUUUAAAGUUCAACUUUAUAUAAAUACAGGGUUCGUAUGCGUCUUGAUUAAAAACCCUUGGAUUUCUAGAGUCCUUUUUCAGUGCCUUGAAAGUCCUUGAAAUUCUCUUUCAUUCAUUGUGGAAAAGUAAUUUUUGAAAAGUCCUUUUACGUCGGAAGAAGUGUACAAACCCUACGCAUAUUAUUUUCUAAACUCACAGCAAGCGAAGAGUGUUCUUUUUCACUCUGCAAACCUGAUGAUGCUAAAUCUUGGGUGCCCUGUCCUGGUAAUGUACCACUCGAGUCUGAGAUUUCCAGAGGUCCAUCCAAUAUGGGUCCUGCUAGACGAGUUGCAGAAAGAUCUUUUCUAAUUGUCACUGGUGAGUAAAAUGUCUCUCAACAUGGCCUGCUAGUGAAAAUAAAGGUAUUUUGCUUAGUGAAAAUUCGACCCAUCACUCCUUAGACCGUCUGUUAGUGUGCAUAAGCACACACCAUUGUCAGAUGAAGAGAAGUGACACUUGGAAGUACAGUUACAUUUGCAGUAGCCUGCGAGCAACUCUCCAUUUGAGGGAUAUCGUGAAAAGUGGACGCGCGAGAGGCACGCGAGAGGCACGCGAGAGGAGACGCGAGAGCGAGAGGGGAUAGGGUUAGGAGAGAGAGAAAGGAUCUCCUUUCCUCGGCUCCUCGCGGCUCGCUUCGCUCGACCAAAUAGGAGAGCUUGCUCUCAGCUACAUUUGCAGGCUCACUAGACCACGAACAGUCUCUCUCUUUUUUCUUGGUCCGUCAAGCGAAACGCGCGACAGACGAAAAUGACCAAGGGUAUUAUUCUGAAAGCAAGAGAUGGCCUCUUUCUUCGGUCCCCCUCGUUUCUUGCGCCUCGCGGCUUUGCAGCUUGACACUCGCGCGCGCGUGCACUCCCCUCACUAAAUCUGAGCUCACCGUCUAAAGGCACGCUCUGUAAGAAUAAUUAAAGAUUACUUCUAAUAGACUGGGGAUAAAAGAUCAGAUAAAAAAACACCUUUAUUGUAUGCUCUUUUCUUACACUGAAGUAAACAAACAAAAAACAUAGGAAAAACUUUAGCUACCCACUUCAAACACUGUCAUUCUAAAAAAUCUGCACUGUAAAUGAGGUUAUAUAACUGAGAGACAAAUUAUGUACAAGGUAAAAAAGGUGAAAACAAGACUUCAUUUUAAGACAAGCAAAUUAUUUUUCUACAUUACCAGGUUGUUAUUUGGAGAUUAUUUAGUCUCCAUAGUCAUGACUUACUUUAGGGACUUGUGUAACCACUAGUUAUAGCUAUCUCUUAAGUGCUAACGAACAAAGAUUUUACCUAUACGUGCGCGCUGUUCAAUUUGUUUAGAAAUAUGAUGAAUCACCGUGAUUCAUUAGGUCAUAAAAGUUACCUUACACUACCUUCUGUUACAUCGCUUCGAGACCCAUUCUGCUUUUCGAAUGCCUUGGAACUUGCGCCUAAGUGUUUACUCGAAAACAGUGCAUUCUCUGUUCUUCAUUACGGCAUAAAAGUUACCUUACACUACCUUACCUUACAUCGCUUCGAGACCCAUUCUGCCUUGGAACUUUCGCGUACGUGUUCGCUCGAAAACAAUGCAUUCUCUGUUCUGCAUUACGUCAUCAAAGUUACCUUACACUACCUUAUGUUACAUCGCUUCGAGAUUCAUUCUGCCUUGGAACUUGAGCGCACGGCUUUAUUAUGCUGCCGCCCCGCGAGGCUGCUCGUUGGCAAUAAGCAGGCUCAACUUUGUUGUAAAUGAUUAUUUACAUUAUUUUACAAAUAUUGUAUAUUUUCACAACUACAGUCAACUCUCUAUAAGACAAACUUCUAGGAAGUCUAGACGUCUGGGCGUGGUCCCUUCCUCUCUUCAGUGCUGUAAAGCCGACAUCUCUCUGAAAAGGACACUCAUGUCGGUUCCAGUGGUGCCCUUCUUGGAGGGAUUGACUUAUUGUCUUGAUUUUUCCCAUAGACGACCACUUCCCGUAAGCGACCACUUUGUCGUACACCAAGGGUGGUCCCUUACGAGAGAAUUGACUGUAUACAGUACAUUGUACUCAUUAUCUGCCAAUGUCUUCCCAUUGGCUAAGAGCCUGCAGUUAAUUUUGGAAAUCAGCGCAACCUAUAGUCUCUUUCGCAGCCGUUUUUUGGGUCGUCACGCAACGCUCCUCCCCAGUGACUACCCUAAAAACACCUGCGACUACUGCGACAGCUGAGACUACGCAACCUACGGAUUAGUUAGUUAUCUGCUAGCUGGUCACCUGACUAAUCUGUAGGUUGCACGCAAAAUGCAUGAUUUCCAACUUCGACCGAAAACAUGUUCCGCUGUUGUUGUCUUUUGGUCUCGUCCUCGACAAAACGUGAAAUUAGGCAGUUUCACGUUGUAGUCGUGUAACGACAGAAGAGAAAUGUACAAAAAAGCGUGAUGCACUUACAAAGUUGUUGUUUUGCUUGUCUAAACCUAUUGCUUUUUUGCCGUUCUCGUUGCUGUCGUCGUCAUCGUUGCGUAAACUCCCUAUUUUCUUCAAAACAAUGUGUAAUAAAACAAUUAUUAGAUUCGGUUUUUGUGAUAUCCGGAAUAAUCAAGGUCUCGGUAAGUGUUAUCAGCUUUGACCUUUUGACUCGGCUGAUAACACUUUCUUUUACCUCGACCUUGAUUAUUCCGAAUAUCACAAAAACCACAUCCAAUAUUUAUUUGUUGUCAACAUUAUCAUCAUCAUGUCCUUGAUCAUCAUUAUCAGCUAUGAUUAUUAUUCACAACAUUAUCGGCUUCUUAAAUCAUCCGUUACUCUAAUGGAAACCUGGAACUAAAUUGCGCAAAAUGGUAUAGUAAAUAUUAUGCUUAGCUAUAUGUUUGACUGGUGUCCGGUCUUUUUGCUACAAAGUUCUUUUUCUGUGCAAUCCUUCCGCUACGACGUUAACUAAGCCAAUUUCUCAUUCUAUAAGCAUGAUAAGUAACCUAUAGUGUCCAUUUCCGUCGCGCUUUGUUCCUCCUCAAGAGAGGAGUGCGGGCUCAUUUUCCAAACAGCGGCUUGCCCCCUUGGACACCUUAUGAAGUUUACACAACCUAGUAUUCCUUAUCGCUUUGGUUUUGAGCACUGACUAUAGUGAUCAGGGUUAAGCACUGACUAUGGUGAUAAGGGUUAAGCCCUGAAAAUAGUGAUUAGGGUUAAGCACUGACUCAAAACGUUAGCUUCUAUUUAGGGUUAGGGUUGUUGCUAUAUAGCUUCAAAUCAAACCAAUGCUCGCCAGAAAUUCUUCAUUGGCGUAGUGGUAAAGACACUGCAUUCCGGGUUCGAUUCUUACUCCUGCUCUUCUUAAUUUUUUUUCUUCCUUAAAAAUUGAAGAGACUUACACUUUAGCACUUUCAUGAACAUUUUCUGAGCAGAAAUGUUAAAAAACUUAGAAAUUUCAUCUAAGUGUAGUGUAGAAGCAAUAAAGAAUACGACGUUGUGUAAAUUUUAUAAGGUCUCCCCAAGGGGUUUAGGCCGAUUGGUCUCCCAAAACAAUAAAACGGCAGCCAUGUUGGUGUUCCAAACCAGUCCUGGGGGAGUUGAACUCUUUUCUUAUGUAAACGCUUUCUUUUGUUCCAAUAAAUUUGCAGAGAUACUGGUCACGUGAGUGAAAACGCUGUCUAAGUACUGAAAUUGGCCUGAAAAGUUGUGCCCUCUUUUGUGCACCACAGUAUUUGUGUAAGGAACAAACUGGGUCGCAAUACCAUCACGGCGUGCAUCAAUUUCAAAAUACAACUGUAGAGCGAAAUUCGAAAUCAACUGAACUGCGUAGCGACAUGACCGGCAAUCGUUUAACCUAUAAUCAGUUAGGAAAAACUACAUUGCGCAGGUGACAUUGAACAAGUUUGGCCAGCGUUUUUGUCUUCUUUAUCGAUUUCCUUGUUAAUGCCAAGGAGAUUCGACGUGAAUGUGCUUAAACAUCAAAUUCACCACCACCACAACAAAGGGACCAAAGAAGGUCAACACCAAGGCCCAGAGAAAACUAACUUCUCUACCAAGAACUUUAACACCAGAAAUACACGUAGUGCGGAACCAAUUCGUGAAGUCUUUCUUCUCUUGUCUCGUUCUAAAUAUCGUUUUAGGCGUUUCCUCCCAAGAAGCCGUAUGUUCUGAGUGGGUCCCUUGUGCUUCAUAAUCGCCAGAGGUAGUAUCGUCUGAGUGGAUUCCCUGUGCUGCAUUAUCGCCAGAUGUAGUUCCGUCCAAGUGGGUUUCCUGUGCUCCAUAAUCGCUGUCUUCCACCAUCUCCAGUACUCUUUUCAAACAACUUUUGAGAACAGACAUCUGGUAGAGUGGAAAGGCGUACAGUACCACGUUUUCUGUUAUGUCCAGUACAGCUGUCACCACGAUCUCUUGCGUCGUGAUCUUGUACUGAUCAAUAAAAUUCUUCGGGAUGUAAUCUUCACCUCCAGACAUUCCCACGGUGUGAUUUGAGGGAGGAAUCACAACCAGAUAAUACGGAAUUGCGCGAUUUCCCGUCAACCUGUGAAUAGGAGUUCACAUGGUAACUUGUUAGUGCUAAUAUGAGCUUUAAUUCUGGGGAACUAAGCAUUCCUCACUUAAAUGUUUUGUUAAUUAGUUUAAAUCCUUGCAUGAGAACUUCAUUUCGAAGACAGGACACAUGGGAUGGUACCAGGAAGUCCCAUAGUGCGACAUGCAACCUUUAACCCGCCUCUGUUGAUGCCUACAUGCAUUCUUUUUUUGCCCGGUGUAUACAUGUGUGGAACGGUCUUCCAUUUACUGCUGUUAUCGCUCUGUCUUUGCUCGUGUCUCAGUCCACAGCCAACAGCCAUCUGUCAUCACCCACUGCCUAAUUAUACCACCCAUUGCCACGAUUAGCCAUGCUAUUGGCAAUUAACCGAUUUAAGAUUGAAGAAACAUCAAGAUAGCUUUCCUGUUGUACUUUUUGUUUUCAAAGAGUUAUCAGGUUUAAUAAGUUGUAAUGAGCUUUACUCCUUGUUCUCCAGAGGACCCCAAGCCGAGUUGGCUAGCAGGCCGAUCCUGUAUCCAACAAGAGCGAAUAGAAUAAUUGUGUUAUUGAAUUCUCGAGCUUCGCUUUAAACCCAAUUUUUUUUAGAUUUUACUCAGGGUCGUCUUAAGUUGUACAGGAUUCAGGCUGUCGCCCAUUUAAUAAUAUUAUAGGUUCAAACGCAGAAAUGAUGGCUGAGGUACAGUGUGUACCAGUGCAUAAGCUGGAAAUGCAGUAUUCGAGGUUUAGAACUAAAUAACAUCAGAUAAUUAUUGAAUGGAACUUUUACCGAAUUCGACCGAAUUUUGACGCACAUUGCAUAAGAUUAGAAAGAUCUUGAAAACUUUUAUGAUUUUGCAAACAAACAUUAUAAACAAAACAAAGUGCUAUGAGAACUAUAAAUUAGGCUUUGUUCACACUAUACUGAAAAGCUUUUGUGCCGCCACUAAAAUCAUCCCGUCACACGGCGAAAAUGGUGAUUUCAGCGCGAUUUCUGUAUCGGAGCAAAGGUGCACCUCUGCGAUCUAGAAUUUCCAUAGAGCGUCACAGAUAGGAUAGGUUUUGUGCCACACUUUAGUGCAGCGAUUCGGACCGUCGCGGAAGUUUUUCCGUCUCUGUGGCACUCGCACGGUAAAAAUCCGGUUCGGUUGUACCCAAAAUUGCAAAGCCAGCUAAUAGGAUUGCGUAAAAUCUUUAUCGAUUAUCUCUUCUUCCAAGCCGACCAAUCAGAUUGUACAAAAUCUGUAUCGAUUUUUAAUCGAUUUGUUUCCUCUGAAGAACGUUGAAAUCAGAACGUUCCUUGCCAAAUUUGUCGCGCUUGAGUUUUCCCACUCGUGGUUUAGGAUGGCUUGUUAACCAGCGAAAUCCUUCGGGAUACUGGCAAGACACGAAAGGCGACCUUAGCCAAAUUAUUUCUCUCCUUCAUGAUUUUUUUUUGUUUAGGUCUAGCUUUUUCAUAAGGUUUUAGUAGCGUCUGGUUGCGGGCCAUGAUUUCCGAUAGAUUUUUCUAUUCAGAGUUCGCCAGUUUUUGCCGAGCACAGCUAGAGUUCAGUUUUUUUCUUUUCUUAUCGAAAACACCUUGACGAUGGGAGGUUAAAUCGCGUAAAUUUCAACUCGUACCCUUGACGAUUGGCGUUGAAAUCGCGAAAAUAUUGUCCUCGUCGAUCAACGACUCGGUUUCGGCAUGGAUUGGACUUCUGGAUGGGACACGGAUCAGGACAUGAGUAAACUUAUUAUACCUUGGAAUCAGGGAUAAUCAUUGGAACUAUGUUAACUUUGAGACCUUGGAAACACAUUGCAAUUAAUUUUUAACCGUAUCAAGAGCAUCUUGGAAUAUUAAACUUUCAUCUUGGAUUAAAACAUUGGAACUUUAUCGAACUUUCUAACCCUGGGUUCGACCCUGGAUAAAGCAAGCGGAUGUUUUGUUUUGUUUUGUUCAAUUAACCUAGAUAGAACGCCAUUAUGCUUCCAUAGACCAACGCAUCCCACGGAAACGACUUUAGGCGUCUUGUUAAAAGUAGAAGCGAGGACUGGAAUCCACUGAGACGGAAGUAAAUAUUUAACAAUUAUUCUUUGAAAUCGAGGUGAAUAGUAGCUAAAUAUUCGAUAGGGGGUGAAUAUUGUGGAAUAGUCCGAAAUAGCGAACCAAUCAGAUUGCUUAAAUGACCAAGAUCUCUGAGUGUGUAUGUACUAAUCAGAAUUGUAAUGAGAUUUACAAUUAAAGUCCUACCUGUGCGGAAAGGGCAUCGAAAUUUUUGACCCAAUAUUUAAAGUUUGCACGCUGGCUGCUGCAGCGCUGGCAGGUAAUUCAUAAACGGUGUGGUUUGCCAUUAUCACGGUUUCAGCUUUUUCCACGAUGGAGAAAAUUUCUAGUGCUGAAGCCAAUAAAAUCAUGGUUAUGUACAACACGAGGAAAAAACGGAAAGCCUUCUCUGUCUCCUUGAUCAGCGUUCUUAUUUUUAUGGCUUUUUUCCUGGCUUUAUCUUCGGUUGGAUAGAGACCACCUCCAAGCUCGUCUUUGAAUUUGUCCACUUCGCAACACAGGAACAACAUCAUGUAAAGAAACGCGUAGAAAAUGGGCAGAGAGAAACCGCGACUGGCUGCGAAAAAUAUAACAUCAAAAGCUAUUUGUGUCGCUGGGAAGGUGUUAUUACUGGUCGCCGUGAUCUUUCCAUCUCUGUACCUUGGCAUUGGCAAAAAAUCUGGCAUUAACAUUUGCGUGGCAUGCAAAGUUAUUGGAACGAUAAAUAGCCAAGCCACAGAAUUUACCAGGAACACGGAGAUCGAGUGGGACGAAGCUCUUCUCUUCACCUAAAGAUGGCAGAAACAAUUUAGAAACACUGACGUUAAGUAUAGAAAACGUCUUGCGUUUAAUUCCGUAUUUCAAAACGUCAACAGUACAAGAAUGUUUCAAUAGUGGAUGAGUUCUUUGAAAGGCCAGAACCCUCUUCAUGUUGUAAUAAAUAGUCUGCAAACACAGCCUUUUAGCGAGGAGAAACAGCUGUUUCGCAUGCUGCGUAACAACCAGUUAGUUGAACCACUUUCUCCGGAAGGUCCUACUCGGUAGCUUUUAUUUGAAUGGUCGCGCUGAGGAUUACAUCCACAGACUCAAAGCUAGACCAUCUUUUUACAGGAUAAUAAACAGUACCACAGGAAAGUAUUGCCCAGUAGCUUUCAUUUGGUCACAUCAUAGGAUUUCAUCCACAGACUCAAAAGUUAGAACCACGUUGUACAGCAUAAUAAACAGUACCACAGGAAAGUACUGCUCAGUAGCUUUUAUUUGAAUGGUCACACUUUAGGAUUUCAUCCAAAGACUCAUAAGUUAGAACCACCUUGUGCAGCAUAAUAAACAGUACCACAGGAAAGUACUGCUCAGUAGCUUUUAUUUGAAUGGUCACACUUUAGGAUUUCAUCCAAAGACUCAUAAGUUAGAACCACCUUGUACAGCAUAAUAAACAGUACCACAGGAAAGUACUGCUCAGUAGCAUUCAUUGGAAUGGUUACACCACAGGUGUCCCUACCCAAGCUCAGGAGCAACAAUCAACACUUUGUAUGAGAAAUAAAAUUCUGAGGUCUCGUCUGCGAACGCUAAAUAUCAUAAUUUUUCCUUUUUUUCUAUAAAAUAAAUAAAGGAGUCUUACCUUUUAUGUACUACUGUGUUUUUGGUGUGAAUUUAUCGAUUUACAAUCGACUCCCGAUAACUCGAACCUUCAAGGGAAAUCUCGAAAAAGGUUCGAGUUAUCGCGAGUGCGAGUUAUCGGGCGCUUGAAAACAAUAGCCUGGAGUAAGGAAAAAACAGUUUUUACUGCACAGUUAACAUUUUAAUCACAUUUAAUUGUAGAAAUGUCAAGUGAAAAUUAAAAGAUACUUCUAGGUUAUAAAUCAGAACGUAACAUAACAAAAUCUUGCUUAAAUAGAGCAUGCGUUUUACUGUUUUGAGAAGUAAAGCUGUUUCACGUUAGAUUUGUGACAAACAACAUCAGCCUCCAAUAGAAAACUAUAUGCCUACAACACGUCAAUGGGAAAUUCAAAAUUCAAUGUUUGGGAUACCAGUAGACUGUUUUUUCCCGACUUUUAAGGGCUCAAAACAUGGUUCGAGUUAUCGAGGGUAAAAUUAUAUAGAAAUGAUCUGAGGGAAAACAAAACUACUUCGAGUUAGCGGGAGAUUCGAAUUAUCGAGGGUUCGAGUUACCCAGGGUAAAAUUACAGUAAAUGUAUGACGGAAAUCCAGGGGAAAUCGAUUUCGGUUCGAGUUAGCGCGAGGUUCGAGUUAGCGAGAGUUCGAGUUAUCGGGAGUCAACUGUAGUCGGUUUUUUUGGCUGUUAUUGUUUGACCUCUGUCACUCUCUUCAUAAUACGAAGGGAUCAAACAAUAACAGCCAAAAAAACGGACUAAAUCGAUAAAUUCACACCAAAAACACAAUAGUACAUAAAAGGUACGUCUUCUUUCUUUAUUUCAUAGAAAAAAAGUAAAAAUUAUGAUAUUUAACGUUCGCAGACCUCAGAAUUUUAUUUCACAUUUUAUUUCUUGACUAUUACUUGUAACGCGACACCGACUCUCUCGUGAAAAAGUUAAUUUACAUAACACGCUCGUAACGUGAGCUUGGGACACCUGUGGUUACACUGUAGAGUUCCACGACUGCUUUAAUAUCGUUAGAUUUCCUUGUGCAUGACAUCCACUUUGAUUCCAAUCAUGUUGUCAUGACCACUGAAAAUGUGGCUAGGCUCUGCCUCAAAGAGCCUGCUAUCUCUCCUGUUAUGUGGCAAGAACGGUCAGUUCAAAUUGAUGGCAAUCAAGUGGUCAUGGAGAAAGAUCUUGGUAAGUGUUCACUCUACUGUUACUGAAGCAAUGAAGACUCAAUGAGGUGCACUCAAUGGGUCAAAAAUGCAAGGUUUAUUUUGUAAAAAAAUAAUGUCAAAGUAUCUAGUACAGGGUAUUGAUAAGAAUUUUCCAAUCUCCCCAAUUUUUGGGCCUGCAUCAAGGCUGUGCUCUAGCAGCCCCCAGUGGCCCCUGGCACCUAAUUUUCCUCCUGGGCAACUAGAAAAUCUUAGAAUUUUCGUAGAUAUCAUGUGCUGGGCACCCUGGAUUUCACAGGUUCAGAGCACUGGGCUCUCUUCAUUUUCCCUUAGAGCACAGCCUUGUGUAUAUAAGGUCUAUUGGAGCUUCAGUGUGAGACAAUUUGGCCUGGCUUACAGAAACAAAGCCUAUCAAGCAUGGUUGACACAUCAAGCUUGCAAAUUAUGCAUUUUUUUAUAUAUACAAGUCUUACACAGGAAAUGCAAGUAGAAAUGCUUGCACAAGAGACCCAUGAGUAGUUGAGUUUCAGGGGUACUUUCACCUGACAUGACUAGCUUUGCAGCAAGUGAUUUAACUCUCAUAUAUGGCGUGACUCCAGCAUAAUUUUACCAAACCAGAAGUCAGUAUUCACGCAACUUGUAACAACCUGAUUUGUUGCUAGACAGGUUUGAACGCGAGUGGUAAAAUAUGCAACAUGGCUGUUCAACUUGUUUUGCAGCAUUGGUGCAAAACAAGUUGCACGUUUAUGUUGCCCGUUUGACCGUAGCUGAACUAGGCCACUGAAACCAUUUUAGCCUGAAAUUCAUUUUGAACUUCAACUUUAUAUACAUACAGGGUUCGUAUGCGUCUUGAAAACCCUUGAAUUUCUAGAGUCCUUUUUCAGUGCCUUGAAAGUUCUUGAAAUUCUCUUUCAUUCAUUUUGGAAAAGUAAUUUUUGAAAAUUCCUUUUACAUCAGAAGAAGUGUACAAACCCUAUGCAUAUUAUUUUCUAAACUCACAGCAAGCGAAGAGUGUUCUUUUUCACUCUGCAAAGCUGAUGGUGCUAAAUCUUGGGUGCCCUGUCCUGGUAAUGUACCACUUGAGUCUGAGAUUUCCAGAGGUCCGUCCAAUAUGGGUCCUGGUAGACGAGUUGCAGAAAGAUCUUUUCUAAUUGUCACUGGUGAGUAA